Folsomia candida is the source of this 1803-nucleotide messenger RNA. RefSeq names its product endoplasmic reticulum-Golgi intermediate compartment protein 2. Bases 215 to 1585 code for a protein of 456 amino acids. Gene Ontology annotation, cellular component: COPII-coated ER to Golgi transport vesicle; membrane; endoplasmic reticulum. The record is from RefSeq and is a predicted model, not a curated record. NCBI's taxonomy places the organism in Eukaryota, Metazoa, Arthropoda, Collembola, Entomobryomorpha, Isotomidae. The transcript is spliced from 10 exons. Gene Ontology annotation, biological process: retrograde vesicle-mediated transport, Golgi to endoplasmic reticulum; endoplasmic reticulum to Golgi vesicle-mediated transport.
GCAAUCUGUUGACACCUCAUUCAUCUUCAACACCCAACUUGGUAAACACAAAUAAUCAACAAUUUACAGUUUACAAUUGUUUCGUCAAUUUAAAAAAUUGUUAACUACGAGUAGUUGUGUCCUACUCUCAACUCGACUGAUUUUCUAUAAUCAUGAUUGAGUUUGAAUAAAGUAAAAGUUCGUCAUAUUAGUAAUUGUUUAGUUAAUCGUAAACAUGUCGGGCCAACCCCAAAUCCGAAGAAGAAAGCCGGCUGUGCUGAAAGCAGUUGAAGAAAUGGACGCGUUCCCUAAGGUUCCAGAAACUUGCAUAGAAACGACCUCGUACGGAGGCACAGCAUCAAUCGUGGCCUUGAUAAUUAUUGCAUGGCUCGUUAUCAUGGAGUUUAGCUACUUUUUAGACACCGGGUUCACAUUUAAAUUCAGUCCUGAUACUGACCUUGACGAGAAGUUAACUAUCAACAUUGACUUAACAGUGGGCAUGCCAUGCUCAAUAAUUGGGGCAGAUAUUGUGGAUUCGACAAGCCAAAAUGUUAUGAAAUUUGGAGAACUGGAAGAGGAAUUCGUCUACUUUGAACUUUCAGAGAGCCAAAGAGCAUAUUUUAAUGCUAAGGCGAGGCUCAACUCCUACCUACGAGAACAAUAUCACUCCUUGCAGAACCUCUUAUGGAAGAAUGACUUUAUCAACAUGUAUACGGAAAUGCCAAAACUUACCUCUCAUGAAAAAUUUGACCGUGGUCCUGCGAUGGCGUGUCGGUUGUAUGGAUCUUUGGAGUUGAAUAAAGUCGCAGGGAACUUUCACAUCACCGCUGGAAAAACGUUGCCGUUACCAAGAGGUCAUGCUCACGUAGCUGCAUUCAUGUCUAACAGGGACUAUAACUUUUCUCAUCGAAUUUACAAGUUUUCUUUUGGGGAUGGAAUGCCUACAAUUGUGCACCCAUUGGAAGGGACUGAAGCAGUUGCUAAUAUUAACCACAUGUCGUACCAGUAUUUUAUUCAGGUCGUCCCUACAAUAGUCAAAACUAGGUUUAAAACCUAUCGAACAUUUCAGUAUUCUGUACGAGAAUUACCUCGAGAAAUUGACCAUGAAAAAGGAUCACAUGGAGUUUCUGGAAUAUUCUUCAAAUAUGACAUGAGCGGUUUAAAAGUAGUAGUUGAAGAAGAGGAAUAUCCAGUGUGGCGAUUUUUAGUUCGUCUUUGUGCCGUUAUUGGAGGGGUUUACACCACCGUGGGCAUGAUGUAUAAUCAUCUGUCGGUAUUGGGAUGCAGUUUCAGAAGGUUCCGAAGGCCAACAGAUAAAACACACGAUUAUACUCGAAUCGGCGGAUCCGAGUCCUUAUCUGCAUCGCCAUCACCCCUUGUAUCAAAGAACGUCAACCCCAUAGUUUCCUCGUCCUUAUCGACAUCAAAUGUCAGUCUAUCCCAACCCAACUUUGAGUCGCCAGUAGUUCAGUUUUUGGGACAAGAGAAAUCCCCAUUAUUAUGUGAUAUAGCAGCGGACUCUGACUUUGCAGUUACCAAUUUGGAGAGUGAAAAUCCUAAUAAUGUUUUGUUACCAGAUAUUUUGUCAUCACACACAUCUAAUUGAAUCGAGCUGAAUAUUUUAUGUUCGAGUUUAAAGUCAUUAUAUUUUGGAACUAGAAAUGUCACGUUCCUUGGAGGAUUUCUAGAAAUCCUCCAAGGGAACAGUCAAAGGACCCUGAUAUGUAUAAUAAUGUUUAUAAGAACGAACUGCCUAAUAAGUUGUGAUAAUCUCUGGGUUAUUUUAAUUUAUGCAAUAAAUUUUUUUGCACACAAUUAAAACUA